Sphaeroforma arctica JP610 is the source of this 1366-nucleotide messenger RNA. RefSeq lists its product as hypothetical. The transcript has 7 exons. Gene Ontology annotation, biological process: mitotic spindle elongation; vesicle-mediated transport. The record is from RefSeq and is a predicted model, not a curated record. Gene Ontology annotation, cellular component: Golgi membrane. The coding region runs from base 54 to 848 and encodes 264 amino acids. Lineage: Eukaryota; Ichthyosporea; Ichthyophonida.
CAAAUAUUGUAGUACAUUCCUUAUGUCGCCUCUGAGCACAUAGGCCAUCCGCGAUGGCGGCAAACUGUGCAUUGCGCCACAGAGUGAACCCGUAUAUAGUACUCUUAGUUACCGUGACUCUCAUACUCAUAGUAUGUUCCUUCAUAUUCAAGGAUAGCUUGCUAAAACACCUGGGAGAAUUCGCAGAGAUCAUCCGCGACGCCGGUACACUGGGUAUCCUCAUCUGUUGGUUUCUUGUCGUUAUCACGAGUGUACCACCGAUGCCUGGUUACUCCGCCUCAAUCAUCACGUGUGGUUACCUCUAUGGAUAUAAAGGCUUCUUUCUAGCGUACUUUGGCGCCCUGGCUGGGGCCACAUUUGCUUUUACGGGUGGGAGAUGGUUAUUCAAGGAGCAGGUCGAGCGUAAACUGAUGGAUCAGCCGAGGAUGUCGGCACUGGCCGCGACGAUCGCAGUCGCCGAUUUCAAGAUGCUCGUCUUGAUACGCAUUGCUCCCUAUCCGUACACUAUUCUGAAUGUAUUAUUCUCAGUUACGGACAUUCCACUGACUCAGUUCGUGGCUGCCACUGCCAUCUCCCUCGUUAAAGUCAUCAUCCAUGUAUCCGUCGGAGUAUCUCUUUCAAGUCUGGAUAAUGACACAAGGGAAACCAGUACUGGGGAGUACUUGCUGUUGAUAUUCGGUGGUAUUUUGACCGUCUACUUGACUUUUUAUGCGUACAAGGUGUCGCAAGCGGCUGUCGAUCGACACACACAUCAGGCGUUACCUCUGAACUCCCUCGAGACAGUGGUGGAAGAAGAAGCGGAGGAAGUCCAAUUCAUUCCAAGUCGACGGCUUUCAAUUUUAAGCUGAUCAUGUACAAGUGUCGACAGAACGAACUUGUUUUGAAAAUUGCAGUGUCCUCCCCGCCAUCUGUUCUGCAACCGAUGCGUCCUGGGACUAUCGGGACGAAAUAAGGUUGUUGCUAGUGCUGCCUCAGGAAGGAUCUCCCCUAGAAUUGUACCUAGAUAUCAUAUGAAUUGGUCUUUUUUUUUUUUGGAAUGGGAUGUGGAAACUACCGUUUACAAUAUCGCUGUGAUCGUACAUGAUUUUUUUAUAUAAGCUGAGCAUCGAGAUCCGGAGGGCCACCUUCUCGUGGAGUAUAUAUGUACAUUACGAUGUGUAAUUGUGGUAUAUAUGUACAUCACGAACUGUAAUUCUGCCUUUGUCGGUUUGAAUUUGGAAUGAAUCUCGUGUGUGAUUGCCACAUUCACCCCGAUGUGUUCAUGGUGCAGACUUCCAAUAAAUGUCAAGAAUCAAUUCUUAUUUCCGUCAGCUGCUAUCAAUAUGAUGUCCCCUACAACGACGAAAAGAGACAAUCUUCUUUAUUU